Messenger RNA from Symbiodinium sp. CCMP2592, 1092 nucleotides. NCBI's taxonomy places the organism in Eukaryota, Dinophyceae, Suessiales, Symbiodiniaceae. The record is from the annotation of a GenBank genome assembly.
AUGUUCAUGGCCGUUAAAGUGCUGAACGACCUCGAGGCGCCUGUUGAGGUGAAGGACCCAGAGUCUGAAACUUGGAAAGUGGUGUAUCCGAAGCAGUCACUGCUUCUGCCAGGUGACGAAGUGACACAGGUCCGGCUGCGCGAGGAGCCAGCAGUGCAGAGCACUUCUGAGCGUCAGGGGACGUUGCGCACCUCGGAAGAUUUUGGCGAAGUCAGCACGCGUGGGAAAGACCUGGACUUCUCGCAUCAAAGAUCCGUGGCGAGAGAGAAAAACCGCCAAGAGAUGGCCACAGAGCGAAAACAGCGACUGCGGCAAGCACGGAAGGAGUUCAAUGUAGAACUCUUGUGCCUAUGCUGCAUGGUAGGAUGCAUACUGGGAGUGUUUCCGCCUUUACUUUUUGUAGUCGCCUCUGCUACGCCGGAGCACUAUGGAGAAGCAUUUGGAUUGGCCGUUGCAGCGGCCCUCUUGUGCUGUUUCGUUUUUAGCAUGGAGAAGGUUGAAGGCGGCGGCAGGGGCUCUUAUUGCACCCCCUCCGUGGCCUGUGCCUCCUGCUCCCUUUGCGUUGGUGGACUGCUAUGCUUUGCGGCAUUGGUUUGGAUGACGAUCCGAGAUGGCUUUGGGUGGACCUUUUUCAUCGUCUGGCCGGUAGCCUGCUUGUGCGGCUGGCGGAUCGAAUGGGUAUGCUGUGAGCGUGGGUGGGAAGAUUCUGGGGCCGUGUCGCUCGGGGCCUUCAACGUAGAAGUCGUGGAGGCCGAGAUCCAGAGGAGAAGCAUCCGGUUUGAAGGAUCGGUGAUCCGUGAGGUUGGCAGGCCCUGCAUCACUUCCUGGCCUGGUAAGUACGAAGGGGCCUGGGAGAGGCUGGUCGCUGAGAGUCGGCAGGGGCAGGUCAGCGCGGCCGUGGUGUUCCUGCCAGACGGUUUCAUUCGCCUGACGAGCCUCUGGUUUGCUUCAGGCCGCGCAGUUGGAAAGCCGACGUCUUCUCGAAGCCAGACGCAACUCCUUCGAGCCAUACGCGUCAUCACGUCGGCUGCCAGGUUGCCGUGUGGUGAUCCAGGAAUCCAGAUACACUUGCAUGACGAGUCUCCGUUCUGA